UCUCAUUCGAGGAGGAUUUUGCGGGUCAGAAAAUGAAAGUAUUCAUUCAGAUGAAUUGAUUAUUAAAGCUGUUUCAUUAGUUUAGCCGCAGCUACACCCACUCUUUGAUACAAUCCGCGGAGGCAGCGGGUUACACGACUGCUGUCAGAUAACACUGACUUAGCCUACAUGUGUUGCUCGGUGUCGCGAUUUGUUUUGCUAAAUACCUAGUUAGCUGUUGGCUAGUCAGCUAGCGAUGACAGGCUCUGUCGCCGCUAACAGUGCUAACUGAAAAAAAACGUUAUCAAGUCGGGAAAACAUCCUGUUUUAGAAAACAGUUUAAAUCAAGUGACCAGCAACCGUUUCUUUCUCCGGGACUUACGAUCGUCAUUAAGUCACUAUGUAUCCGAGGUGUGUUUUACCAGAUAACGGAACAAGCCUCCAUAAAGAAGUCGGUAACAGUGAGCCAGCCCGGCUGAGUUAGUUACCUCUCACCGUGUCCACCGUCAAUAUUUCAAGCAGCGGACAGUGUGGAGACAGGGUUUGGACAAGCUAACCGGACAACCGUCGGCUUACCGAGCUAGCCAGGAUAACGUUAUAGAGCAUCAACGGUUACUGACGGAAUAACGUUUCCAUCGACAAUGGCUAACGUUACAGACCUGCAAACAAAAUACAGCAAACUGGCACAGGAGUACUCUAAGCUCCGUGCCCAGAAUCAGGUGUUGAAGAAGGCAGUUGUGGAUGAGCAGGCCAACUCUUCCUCACUCAAGGAGCAGCUGAAGCAGAGGGACCAGAGCCUGAGGAAGCAGGAGCAGGAGAUGGACAGUCUCAGCUUCAGGAACCAACAGCUGGCCAAGAGGGUGGAGCUGCUGCAAGAGGAGCUAGCUGCUAGUGAAGCCAAGGGCAAAAAGGGGAAGAGUAAAGGAGACUCUCCCUUGCAGCAUGGCCUGCAGACCCAGAGUGUUUUUGAUGAGGACCUGCAGAAAAAGAUAGAAGAAAAUGAGCGACUUCACAUCCAAUUCUAUGAAGCAGAUGAGCUGCACAGGAGGCAGGAGGCUGAGCUGAGGGCACGACUACAGGAGCUGGAGAAAGACUCUGAGCAGCACCAGACUGUCGUGGACGGACUCACCACUAAGUACAUGGAAACGAUUGAGCGGCUGCAGAGUGACAAGGCACGCUUAGAGGUGAAAGCACAGACUCUGGAGAGGGAAGCCAAAGAGUGCAGAAUGCGAACAGAAGAGUGUCAGCAGCAGUUGAGGCGGUGCCAGUCCGAGCUCAACAGACAGGUGAAACAAAGCAGCAGUGUUAUCCAGGAGAAAGUGCCCUUCAAUGACACCAAAUUUAGUGACUACAACAGCCUAAAUGUACCACCACACAAUCGAAGGCACCAGCUUAAGGCCCGGGAUGUGGCAGGUCAGGCUCUGAGCUUUAUUGAGGACCUGGUUGCUGCUCUGUUGAACUUCCACUCCUACACAGAGCAGAGAGUACACAUCUAUCCCCUGGACUCCUCCAUUGAGCCCAUCUCCCCUCUCAACCAGAAGUUUUCUCAGUACCUACAUGAGAAUGCAGCCUACGUGCGCCCCCUGGAGGACAGCUUUCUGCAGUUACACCAAAGCAUCACUGAGGACAACGUCACAGUACUGGAGACUGUGGUCAAGCUUAAGAGCUUUGCUGAUAAUUUCUCCUCAUACACCCACUUUCUGCAAAAGAUUCUUCCUUACCAGCUGAAAAGCCUGGAAGAGGAGUGUGAGGCAAAUCUUUGUACUCCUGCCCUUACUGUGAAAAACCGGGAGCUGCAGAGUGACAUGAAGAGAGUAACUUCUGUGUUUGAGAAACUGCAGAACUACAUUAACCUUUUGGCCUUACCCAGUGUUCGACAGGAUGCCAUGCCACAGAGCAGCACCUCGGCUGUCUUCACCCAGCUGGCUGCCUGCCUACACAGUCUUCACGAUGCCGUUAAAGAGAUGUCAAAGCACUACAGCCAGAAGGCCGGCUUAGAGCAGGAGCUCCCCACUGUCACCCAGAAGCUCUGUACCACCACAGAGUGCCUGCUGGGAUCUCUGGGCUCGCUGACCAGCAGCACUGGCAAGAUUGCCACUUUCUUCAGCAACAACUUGGACUUCUUCACAUCCUCAGGCUACAGUCCAAGAGGCAGCACAGUAGCCCUCAACCCCUUACAAGCAGAGAGUAUGCUGGCCAACAAAAAGAAGGCAGCGGCCUAUAUUCAUGCAAUCAAAAAGCCCAGGCCACAGUCUGUUCCAUACAGAGAAGCCCUGUCAAACCGUCGGAUACUUACCAGCUCCACUGAGAGCAGAGAGGGUCUCACUCAACAGGUGCAGCAGAGCCAGGAGAAGAUCGCUCGGCUGGAGCAGGAGAAGGAGCACUGGCUCCUGGAGGCCCAGCUGGGGAAGGUGCGGUUGGAAAAGGAGAACCAGCGCAUUGCGGACCUGGAAGCGCAGCUCGCAGCAGCUCUAGGGGGAAGUCCAAACUCGCAAACAGCUGCAGCCAGCACACUCGCACAGAGCCACGAGGAAGCAGAGACAGAGCAGAAAGCUGCAGGGAAAGAGACAACGUUGUGCACCAGCCUGGUUGGCAUGUUGUGCACCACGCCUACAGUUGAACAUGUGGGAGACGAAGAGUCCAGGGAGCAGCUGAUAAAGACUCACUACAUGGCCAGAGUAGGAGAACUCACCACCCAGCUCCAGAUUUCAGACAGCAAAGCUGUGCACUUUCACUCUGAGUGUCGAGCUUUGGCCAAGAGAUUAACCAUUGCAGAGAAAUCACGGGAGACUCUGACCGAGGAGGUCAGAGUGGCUAAUCAGAACAUCACACGUUUACAGGAUGAGCUGGCUACGACUAAGAGGAGCUACGAAGACCAGCUCAGCAUGAUGAGUGACCAUCUGUGUAGCAUGAAUGAGACUUUGAGCAAGCAGAGAGAGGAAAUCGACACGCUUAAACUGGGCAGCAAGGGAAAUGCCAAAAAGAACAAAGGUCGCUAGAGCUGCCCUCAAAACUCUGGCUCCAUUUGUCAUCGCAAGGGCCACCUUGACAGAUGAGCGGGACUGUGGAGCCUCCCAGCAGCAUCCUGGUACCAACACUACCACUGUCACCAAACCACAGGACGGCUACAUGAGCCUCAGAUUCCUCCGCUGUCAGACAGUGGCAGUGUAACUGAACUGCAUGGAGGCUGUAACAUGUUUGACUGAAGAAGCCCCCCCCCCCCCCCCCCCCCCCCCCCCCCCCUUUUUUUUUUCUCUUGUCACAGCACCAGUUAUAACAUAACAUGAUUUGCUAAAAAUGCUUUGUGAAACUUCACCAGAAGCUGCUGCUUGACCUUCUGGUCAAAGCAGGGUGGGAGAGAAACAGCUUUUCCCCCCCAAAAGGGACAGAGGGAGAUAAACAGCUGAGAGCAGUUGAAGUUGGUAAUGCUCACUGAAGUCGAGGCUUGGAAGACCAAGCCCUGCUGAUCAGUGUGUCUACUUUUCCUGCUUAGCGUACAUGUGAGAGAACAUGAAACUGCAUUCUUACUGCUUAUCUGUGGGCGCAGGCGAAAAGAGCAAAUGUUGGUGUGGCUGUAUGUGUGCAGAGUGUUGUGUCAUUGUGUGAUUGUGGCACCAGGCUUUACAACAUGUUUGUUUUGUUUUACACAUAGACUUUUUUUUUUUUUUUUUUAGAUCAACUUUUUGAGAUUAUUUGCGCAAGUGAUUCCAAUGGCCUGUAUGUCUCCAUACAGCAUAAUACCCCUUCUAACACAUGCAUAUAUCACGAGCUUCUGCAAAGAAGGGCUUUAAAACCUGAAUGAACAACUAACAAAGACACACUUGAAUUCAUUCCUCAUUUUGGAAAUUUUUCAAUCCUUUGGGAGUGGAGAAAAGAAAAGAGAACUGCCUUGAAGCACUGAUUAACUGUGUUUACCUACACACAAAAAAAGGGGUAGGAUGGACAAGUCGGAGCUCGUAAAAUGGUGUCAGUCUGUCUCUGUGAAGUUACUCUGUAACAAGUCGUUUUUAUCACCAAAGUUAAGUGUGGAUGUGCACUGCUGUGGCACAAGAGUCUCUAAAGUCAUGUUGUAAUAUGUAUGGGUAAAAAGGGUUCAAAUGAAUAUACACUCAUUUCAAAUCAUGACAUAGUCGUACUGUAGAAUUUCUAAAAGAAAAUAUAUUCAAAAAAGGCAUUUAUUCAGAGGUUACAAAUCUUUAUUUUCCACAGUAUUUGGGAAACUGAAUCUUCGGCUAGUUGUUUUAUUUUGUGUGUCUCUUAUAAGACCUGAUUCCUGGGAGGUGCCAUAGAGGGGUUGGCACAUACUGUAACUGGUGCUUAGACAACCUGAUUCAUGAGUCAUGGCAGAGUGCAGUUAAAGUUUACAGUAAAAUAGGACCUCUCUGGCUUGUAGUAGUGCGAGAUAAUUGGAAGAAAAGUGUAGCAGUGAUUAUGAGCAUUCAGACCUCUUGUUUGCCAGUCUACACCUGCCAGCAAACCUUUGAUCCCAAAGAUUUGCAAGUGUCCCCUGAACUGAUUAAAAAAUUUAAAAAAUUAUAAUAAUACUUGUAUCCUCACAGUGUAACCUGUCCAAAAGCACAUAAAAAUAUGUGAAAAAAAUAAAGAGCUUGCUCAACACUUAAAUACAUAAUGCAGUUGGGUUCACGUUUUGUUCAUUAAUGGUCCUCAAACUUGUCUGACCUAACUUUUCGUGUUGCAUUUCUGGGAGUGGGAAGAGACUGGGGUUUUAAAUUGCAUAUAAUUAAAAAAAAAAAAAAGCCUGUAACCCGCCCUAACCACUGG
Molecule: messenger RNA, 4761 nt
Organism: Toxotes jaculatrix (banded archerfish)
Lineage: Eukaryota; Metazoa; Chordata; Actinopteri; Toxotidae
Gene: ppp1r21
Product: protein phosphatase 1, regulatory subunit 21
Exons: 22
Coding region: 621-2978 (785 amino acids)
Cellular component (GO): membrane; early endosome
Source: RefSeq, a predicted model, not a curated record